Messenger RNA from Colletotrichum navitas, 784 nucleotides. RefSeq lists its product as uncharacterized. The transcript has a single exon. Bases 114 to 725 code for a protein of 203 amino acids. Lineage: Eukaryota; Fungi; Ascomycota; Sordariomycetes; Glomerellales; Glomerellaceae. The record is from RefSeq and is a predicted model, not a curated record.
CACAGGACUGCAUUUUUUUUUUUUUUUUUCUGUUUCGAAUCUUGGCGCGCGAACAGGAAAAAUGAGGAUGCAAGCAAGGCUUUUUUUUUUAUUUUUUAAAUGCGCAUGCAUGCAUGCAAGCAAUCGUCCACGGUUGGGCAAAUGGGAGGUUUUACGACCCCCCGCACCCCCGCCCCAGUCCGCUGCACGCCCAAGUCUGUCCUAAUGCUGAGUGGACGGGGAGCGGGCGGCAUGUGGGAAAAUCUGUCGACUCCUUGCAGGACAGAGAGAGACUCUUGGGACACCAGGUCCGGUCUGGUCUGGACUGGACUCUUGGGCCGACGGACAGGCAGGAGGUUCCCCAUCCAGCCGGGGUGGGUUCCGUGGUUCGGCCAAUCGAGCCGGGACAAGUCCUUCUCUUCCACCUCUUCUCGUUGUAUCCGGCCUUUCACCGCUGGUUUUGCUCAUAUCUGUUCCAUGUUUUGUCUCUUUUCUGCAGAUUGACUUGCCUGGAAAGCACGCUGGCUCGCAGCUCGGAGGUGAGAAAAUAUGACGAGAUUGGGAUCCUGUUCGAAGACAGUCAGACAAAAAUGGGGAUGACUGGCGCCGGGGGGGGAGGUGGUGGAUAUGAUGUGUUUGAAUCCAGGACGGGCUCUGGGCAGGGUUUCACAGGGUCCCUCUCCCCCCCAUUCUAUCAGGUCGUCUCAUGUUCUCGUGAAGCUAGUUCGGAAGACUUGGCGGCUUGAGCCCUGGGGUUAAUGCACAUGAAUGCACAUACAGGAUUAAUACAAAAUACCAUAUUCAU